AUGGCGGAAAGCGACCCCAACCCCUACCUUCGCCGACCACUCUAUGCCUUCGAUCUUCCUCCCGAAUUACUUUACAGCCUUACUGUCAAGACUACAGGCGAGGCAACAGUUGGCCCAGCUGAUGAGGAUAACUAUGAUGUCCUCAGAUCGCGAAAGCCAGCGGCCACGGAGGAGGGAAUAUCACAGUCAACGGCCUGCAGCCUCUGUGGUGUUUCGUACCCUACUGUUCACGAGCAGCGACAGCAUGUCAAAUCUGACUUCCAUCGCUACAACAUGAAAUUGCAGGUCAAGGGGGUCCCACCUCUUAAUGAGGCGACCUUCGCUAGAAUGAUCGGUGAUUUAGACGAGUCGAUCUCGGGGUCAGAAUCAGACGACUCGGAAGAAGAAGACCCAAUUGGAAAGGCCACAACGCUGAGCACGUUGCUGAAGCGACAGGCCAAUUUGUCUCACGAAGCCAAUGAAGAAACAGUUACGGGACCAUCUGCCAAGACUGUUUCAGGCAACGCACCCAUGUACUGGUUCUCCAGCCCAAAGAUCGGGGAAGACCACGUGCUAGGUUUGUACAAAGCAGUAUUCACUCAUGAGGAACAAGAUGGCGCACCAGGGUCAUUGCUAGACGCUCUCAAGAAACGUCAGUUGAAACCCAUCUAUGGUAAGCAUAGCGGCAGUGGGCAAUCAAGUAGCCAGCCGACCAAUGCUGACCCGCACUACUUCCUCUGUAUGAUCGGCGGUGGCCAUUUUGCAGCUAUGGUGGUCUCAUUAGUCCCCGAGAUCAGAAGAGGACCUGGGGGUGUGGAAGAACGUCACGCCGUUGUCCGUGCUCACAAGACGUUCCACCGGUACACCACGCGGCGGAAGCAAGGUGGCUCGCAGUCAGCCAAUGAUAAUUCUAAAGGCAAUGCUCACUCGGUGGGUUCCUCUAUUCGUCGAGCCAAUGAGGCGGCGCUCGAAGUCGAUAUACGCACAGUUCUGUCUGAAUGGCGAGCUAUGAUUGACAGCGCCGACUUGAUUUUCAUUCGAGCUACAGGGAGCCAAAAUCGCCGAACGCUGUUUGGUCCCUACGAUGACCAGGUUCUCUAUAGCAAAGACAAGAGAUUGCGAGGAUUCCCUUUCAGUACCCGGCGCGCUACCCAGGCGGAGCUGCUGAGGUCGUUUCAAGAACUGUCAAGGCUGAAGGUGAGCACACUAGCUGACGUUACUCCGGAGCCGGUCAAGCCUAGGACUACAGCACCGAAACCUAUCAAACCGAAGACAGAGCCUGCAAAACUGAGCAAGGAAGACGAGGCUUCCCAGCUCCAUACUUCUCAGUUGGAAAAUCUGAUCAGACGCUCCAAGGCCCCUGGCGUACUCCUGUAUUUGACGAAAAACGAGCUCUCUCCGGACUUCAGGCUAUUUCCACCGUCAAGCCAUCACCACGCUCCCACAGUGUUGCACUUGGCGGCAUCUACCAAUUCUACCGCCAUUGUGUCUGCUUUGCUCCUGAAGGGUAAGGCUACUCCAUCUGUCACGAAUGACGACGGCAAGACCCCUUAUGACCUUGCUGGAGAUCAGCGCACCAGGGACGCGUUCCGAGUAGCUCGCUACCAGCUUGGUGAAGACUCCGUAGACUGGUCAGCCAGUCAUGUUCCGGGUGGUAUCAGCCAAGAACAAGCCGACCAGCGAGCAGCCCAGGAGAAAGUUUCGAACGCUGCGGCUGAGGCCGAGCGUCGGAAUGCUGACCUUGACAGAAUAAGAAAGGAAGAGGAGUUGCGCACCGUGAACAAGAUGGAGCGCAAGAGUGGGCCUGGCAAAAGCCUGGCAGCCGCUGCUGAGAAGUCGGGUUCGGAAAAGCGCGAAGAAGAGAUGAGGGGGCUGACACCUGAAAUGCGGAUGAGACUUGAAAGAGAGCGCAGGGCUCGUGCUGCGGAAGAGCGAAUACGAAAGAUGCAAGGCGGCAGAUGA
This is a messenger RNA of Cyphellophora europaea CBS 101466, 1941 nucleotides long. RefSeq lists its product as uncharacterized. The record is from RefSeq and is a predicted model, not a curated record. Bases 1 to 1941 code for a protein of 646 amino acids. The transcript has a single exon. NCBI's taxonomy places the organism in Eukaryota, Fungi, Ascomycota, Eurotiomycetes, Chaetothyriales, Cyphellophoraceae.